AUGGGGCUAGACAAACACGUGAGCGGUCGUCGUUGUCUGCAAAGCCGACGUUCUCGAAUCAUUUUGGGGGUCUUUGUUUUUAUUGCCAUUCUCGCGGUCGUUAUACCUCCGGCAGUCGUGGUCACCCUACGCAAGAAGAACAGCAUGGGCCCUAAAGCUAACAUCUUCGUCCCUCUCUAUGUGUACCCUGCCCCUGGUGCCUGGGAUCCAUUGGAAGCAGAGAUCUCUUCACAUCCGGAGGCCAACUUUACCGUUGUGAUUAACCCAGCCAGCGGCCCCGGGCCCGAUGCCCUGCCCGAUGCUAAUUAUACCCGCGAGAUUCCCAAGCUCGCCUCUUAUGACAACGUGCGUCUCUUGGGUUAUGUUCCUACAACCUGGGCUAAACGCAACAUCUCGGCCGUGCGUCGCGACAUCGAAACCUACGCAGAGUGGCCGACCAACAGUUCGAACCCUAAGCUUGCGGUUCGGGGUAUAUUCUUUGACGAAACACCCCAACAGUAUGAUGCCGAUGCGUUGUCAUAUUUGCAAGGGCUCAGCUCAUUCGUGAAAGGCCUUUCUGGCCUUGGUCCAGACAACUAU
This is a messenger RNA of Aspergillus nomiae NRRL 13137, 579 nucleotides long. Its product is annotated as spherulation-specific family 4 protein. The transcript has 2 exons. The annotation marks the transcript as partial. NCBI's taxonomy places the organism in Eukaryota, Fungi, Ascomycota, Eurotiomycetes, Eurotiales, Aspergillaceae. The record is from RefSeq and is a predicted model, not a curated record.